This is a messenger RNA of Amborella trichopoda, 710 nucleotides long. RefSeq lists its product as uncharacterized. The record is from RefSeq and is a predicted model, not a curated record. NCBI's taxonomy places the organism in Eukaryota, Viridiplantae, Streptophyta, Magnoliopsida, Amborellales, Amborellaceae.
CUUAGGAGCUUUAGCAACAAAGCCAAAGAUGGUGCUCAAUACUAAGCUACUGGUGUUGCUUCUUGGGGUGUUUGUUCUCUCCACUUACUCAAAUGCUGAGUUUGAGUUUGAGGAGAUGAAAAAACCCCCAGGUCACAAGCCUCCAGUAUACAAACCACCUCCAAAGCAUAAGCCACCCCAUAAGAAACCACCACCUCAUGGUGGCCACCCUCCUAGUGAGGAAGAAAACACUCGGGAUGAGCUUCUCUAUAAGCCACCUCCAGUGCACAAGCCCCCAGUUAAGAAGCCACCAGUCAAGAAACCUCCUCAUGGCCACUACCCCGGUCACCCUCCGAGCAAAGAAGAUGACGAAGCCAAGGAGUCCCUCGCCUCCUACAAACCACCACCAAUGCAACGACCUCCGGUGAAGCCUCCCCCAAAGAAGCCGCCACCCCACUACAAGCCGCCCCCUUAUCACAAGCCACCAUACUAAGAGAACCAAUCACCAUGCAUCCAUGUCUAGUUUUCUGCCUAAGCCAGUGCAGCAAAUAAAAGUGUUUGUCUCUCCAAGUUAUUAAGCAGUAUUUAGAGUUUUAAGCCACUAGGUUUCUAUAUAGGUCAUUUUGAGCUUUGAAUAAGAGGAAACAAUGAUAAUGAUGUUGUUAUGGUCUUUGUGUUGUCCACCCUUGUAUGAAUAAGUAUAGUUUUGUAUGAGAACUUGUGUUGCAUUC